AAAAAAACAUACUAAGGCCCAUAUAAUCGUGUAAUUUAAAAGGCCCAAUACUAAAUUACUUUGAGGCCCAAAUCACAACGGGCGGCCCACUAGUAAAUACCGGGUCAAUGACAGCCUUUCCAAAAGGCUUACGUCCGUCGUCUUGUCCACCGAUCAGACGGCGGUGAAAAAGAAACAAUGGCCAGAACGGCGGCGUCUCUUCCGGUGACUCUGUUCCUCCUCCUCCUUCUCACGGCCCCACCGCCGUCCCUUUCCUUCUCUUUCUCCCAAUUCAAGACCCUAUUUUCACUCGCACACUCCCUCAUGUCGCGCGUGGCCAAUUUACGCGCCUCCCGCGGCGACUUCUCCGGUUCGCAACGGGCCAGGCUCAUCGCCCAGAAGCUCGAGCGCGGGCUCGGGCUAGGCCUCUGGGGCCCGAUGUGGUCCCUCGCCUGGGACUACGCCAAGAACUACGCUUGGCGAGACCUCGCCUACACGGAGCUGUACGACGCCGUUUACGACAUGAACGAGUUGCUCCGGGCCUUCGCAGAGUUGGCCCGGUUGGAAUCGGACACGGCGAGGGCGGGGUGGGUGUCGCGGAAUUACCAAUCCGUCCUCAGGGUCUCCAAUUCGCUGUUGCAGAGGCUUCUGAAGGUGUUUAGAAAAUCGGGGGCUUGGAGGGAGGUGGUGGAGACGAUUCAAGCGGAGGUGGUGGACGGCGGGUUGCUGAAGGACUGUUUGGAGCUGGGAAGUGGCGAUUUGAAAGGAAUUGUUCAGAUUUUGAAGGAUUUGGCUUUGAAUUUCUAUUCCUCCACGGGCACUGGCCGCCGCGCCCACAAUGAACUGUAAGAAUUGAAUCUUUCUUAGUUUUAGACACAACGUUGGGAUUGUUUCUAUAAUUUUUCUUCUUGGGUUAAAUUUUGUUACAGCUUCUGGUUCUGACUGAUAAGUGAUAUCAUGCAUCUCUGUCUCUGGUAUUUGACAAAUUAAUAGGCUGUUAUAUUAUAUAUAUGGGUCUUCGGAUUUUUCUUUACGGGAAUCAUUAUGUUAUGUACAAGUGAUGCAUGUUCGUGUUAAUAUAUAUAGAGGUUAUUUUUCAA
Messenger RNA from Momordica charantia (bitter melon), 1079 nucleotides. RefSeq names its product adenine phosphoribosyltransferase. Lineage: Eukaryota; Viridiplantae; Streptophyta; Magnoliopsida; Cucurbitales; Cucurbitaceae. The record is from RefSeq and is a predicted model, not a curated record.